AGGUAAAUUAACAUGAUGGAUUUCUCCAAGCUACCCAAAAUACUUGAUGAAGAUAAAGAAAGCACAUUUGGUUAUGUGCAUGGGGUGUCAGGACCUGUGGUUACAGCCUGUGACAUGGCAGGUGCAGCCAUGUAUGAACUGGUCAGAGUGGGCCACAGCGAGUUGGUUGGAGAGAUUAUCCGAUUGGAAGGUGACAUGGCCACCAUCCAGGUGUAUGAAGAAACCUCUGGCGUGUCUGUUGGAGAUCCUGUACUCCGCACUGGUAAACCUCUCUCAGUAGAGCUUGGUCCUGGCAUUAUGGGAGCCAUUUUUGAUGGUAUUCAAAGACCUUUGUCAGACAUCAGCAGUCAAACUCAAAGUAUUUACAUUCCCAGAGGAGUAAAUGUAUCUGCUCUUAGCAGGGAUGUCAAAUGGGAGUUCACACCUAGCAAAAACCUCCGGGUGGGUAGUCACAUCACUGGUGGAGAUAUUUAUGGAAUUGUCAAUGAGAACUCGCUCAUCAAACACAGAAUCAUGUUGCCCCCACGAAACAGAGGAACUGUAACUUAUAUUGCUCCCCCUGGAAAUUACGAUACUUCUGAUGUUGUAUUGGAGCUUGAAUUUGAAGGUGUAAAGGAGAAGUUCAGCAUGGUCCAAGUGUGGCCUGUACGUCAGGUUCGACCUGUCACUGAGAAGCUGCCGGCUAAUCAUCCUCUGUUGACUGGCCAGAGAGUUCUUGAUGCCCUUUUUCCGUGUGUACAGGGAGGAACUACUGCAAUCCCUGGGGCCUUUGGCUGUGGGAAGACAGUGAUAUCACAGUCUCUGUCCAAGUAUUCCAACAGUGAUGUGAUCAUCUAUGUAGGAUGUGGUGAAAGAGGAAAUGAGAUGUCUGAAGUCCUCCGGGAUUUCCCAGAGCUCACGAUGGAAGUUGAUGGUAAGGUAGAGUCAAUUAUGAAGAGGACAGCAUUGGUAGCCAAUACCUCCAAUAUGCCUGUUGCUGCUAGAGAAGCCUCUAUUUAUACUGGAAUUACACUGUCAGAAUAUUUCCGUGACAUGGGCUACCACGUCAGUAUGAUGGCUGACUCUACCUCCAGAUGGGCUGAGGCCCUUAGAGAAAUAUCUGGUCGCUUAGCUGAGAUGCCUGCAGAUAGUGGAUAUCCUGCAUAUCUUGGUGCCCGUCUGGCCUCUUUCUAUGAGCGAGCUGGCAGAGUGAAAUGCCUUGGAAAUCCUGAAAGAGAAGGGAGCGUCAGCAUUGUAGGAGCAGUUUCUCCGCCUGGUGGUGAUUUUUCUGAUCCAGUUACAUCUGCUACUCUUGGUAUUGUUCAGGUGUUCUGGGGCUUAGAUAAAAAACUAGCUCAACGUAAGCAUUUCCCCUCUGUCAACUGGCUGAUCAGCUACAGCAAGUACAUGCGUGCCUUGGAUGAAUACUAUGACAAACACUUCACUGAGUUUGUUCCUCUCAGGACCAAAGCUAAGGAGAUUCUGCAGGAAGAAGAAGAUUUGGCAGAAAUUGUACAGCUUGUGGGAAAGGCUUCCCUAGCAGAAACAGAUAAAAUCACUCUGGAGGUAGCAAAGCUUAUCAAAGAUGAUUUCCUACAGCAAAAUGGAUAUACUCCUUAUGACAGGUUCUGCCCCUUCUACAAGACAGUAGGGAUGUUGUCCAACAUGAUUGCAUUUUAUGACAUGGCCCGCAGAGCUGUUGAAACCACCGCCCAGAGUGACAACAAAAUCACAUGGUCCAUUAUCCGUGAGCACAUGGGGGAGAUCCUCUAUAAGCUCUCCUCCAUGAAAUUCAAGGAUCCAGUGAAAGAUGGUGAGGCCAAGAUCAAGGCCGACUAUGCACAACUACUGGAAGAUAUGCAGAAUGCAUUCCGUAGCCUUGAAGAUUAGACCUAGGAUUCUUUCCUCCUUUUCCUCAGCAAGCUCUCAUAUGUGUAUAUUUUCCUAAAGUUCUCAUCUCAAUCCCUCUGCUUCUUUAUUGUGCAGCUUUGAGACUAGUGCCUGGGUGUACAUGUUAUCAUUUGUGUCCCUGUUUAUUUGAUAAGUCUUAUAUAAAACAAACAUUCCUUUGUUCCAGUGUU
Molecule: messenger RNA, 2060 nt
Organism: Sus scrofa (pig)
Lineage: Eukaryota; Metazoa; Chordata; Mammalia; Artiodactyla; Suidae
Gene: ATP6V1A
Product: ATPase H+ transporting V1 subunit A
Biological process (GO): proton transmembrane transport; ATP metabolic process
Cellular component (GO): proton-transporting V-type ATPase, V1 domain; lysosomal membrane
Molecular function (GO): ATP binding; proton-transporting ATPase activity, rotational mechanism; ATP hydrolysis activity
Source: RefSeq, marked provisional